AGCCCACGACGGAAAGUGAUACCGCCGCGAGAAGAGUUGUAGCCGUAUAAGAGCAGAGCACCCCAAACCGGCCGCAGCAGCCGCAGCGCCGACCCGCCGUCGCGCCCCUGCUUCUCUUCCUACUCUGCGCCGCUUCCACCCCAAUCCCCACCGGCCAGCGCCUCGAUGAGCCGCCGUGAUCACCAGUGGCCUCGCCCCGGCCACGGUUACGACCCUCGCGCCGCCGCCGCCGCGCAGUGGUAUGGUGCCGCCUCGACGUCCUUCCCCAACCCCGGCGCGGCGCCGAUGCACGGGAUUAACCCCUACGCCUUCGCCCCUAACCCCCUGUUCGCGGCGAACCUCCUCUUCCAGAACCCCGCUGCCCUAGCUCCCUACCAGCAGCAGCUGCUGCUGCAGCAGGCGCAUCACUUCCCCUCCCAUGCCUACCACCAAACCCCUACCUCCAACAUCCAGCACCGCCCGACUAAAGCCGCUGCAUCCGCCUCAUCUGUGCCAGCGCCCCCCCAGCCACAGCAGCAGCAGCAGCCGCGCCAGCAGGCUGCUCUCGAUCGAGCACAAGUGGCGGCGAGGAAUGCCCGGGAGGAGCUCGUGAAGAACGGGGAGGGUGUCACGGGUUGGAAAGUUGUGCAGGCGGUGCUGGUGGCGCUCAAGGUCGAUUCGUGGGACUCCCUCGGCAUCCAGCUCCAGGACGUGCCUCUCCUACGAGACCUCUUACUCAUAGAGGGCAAGGUGAAUGCAUUCAUCCAUUGCUAUGUUGCUGCAAGAAAAAUUGUAACGAUUUCUGAUCUAGAGGUUGAGAUAUGCAAGAAUGAGGGGGUUGGGCAGUUUGAAGAGCUGGGACUGGGGCCUUUCCUUCAGCACCCACUUGUUGCACAUUAUUUUUCAGUGCCAUCUGAUUUGUCUAAGGUGCCUAAGCUUAGUAGCGAGGAGAUUAUCAGUUUCCUGCAGAAAUUUGUGGACAAAUCUAAGAAGAAAAUCACAGUGGAAGAUUUCUUGGAUCAUCUUUCCGAGCAAAAAUCAGUCUCUGGAAAGGAAGAACUUGGUGUGCGGGUACAGAGCUUGGGGUUGCAUAUUUCCUUACUCCGGCAGGCCAGGCAAACUGAAGUGUCUACUGUUAAGCUUCUAGGAAAUAAGAGUGGGUCUGGCCAUAGUAGUGAAGAGAAGUAUUUGUCGAAAAAUACAAAUUUCCAUACUCACAAGAAGGUGUUGGACAAGAGGUUCAAUUCUCUAACUAAUCGUAUAAAGCAGUUACCUGGGAUCAAUAAACAUAUCCAUUUUGAUUUAACUGAUGAUGAAAUUGAUGGCGAUACUAGUUCUGAGGAUGAUAAAAGUGAUGACAAUGAGGGUAAGAAUGGAUGUUCUGUUCUUGAUAAAAAGGACGGUGACAACCGUGUAAAUAGUUGUCCAUAUCCUUCAAAAACCGAAGAAAUGGAAAGGCUUGGUUUGAAAUCAAAAAUUAAGAAAAGGCCAGCUGUAGCGAGAAGAAAGGAAAGACAGCGUGAACAAAAGGCGAUUGUAAGAGAAAAAAGGAAGUUCGAAGAAAACGAGAGUCCUAGCUCUUCGUGCAAGCAGCCUAAGAAGCAGCAAAAGUUGCAAAAGCAUGAAGCUUCACCGAAUUGUUUCCUAAGCAUAGGUAAGCUGGAAAAUUUUAUAACAACAUGGAAGGAAACAUGUCGUGAGCAUCCAGUUCAGCAGGUUUUGGAAAUGAUAGCAAAUUACUAUGGAGGAUCACCAACGGAGAAGAAGAAAAUAAUAAAUUUCUGUUCACAGUACCCAGGCAUUGGCCUUCUCAAUGUUGCUGUUAAAUCGAUGGGAUGUGGUCUGCUGGAUAGUAUUUACGAUGUGAUACAACUUUCUAGUGAGAAUAACGUGUCUUCAAGCCCUCUUCAUAACACCACCACAGAGGUUAUGGAAAUUGAGUCUCCGAGUAACGAAAAUACUAGUUGUAUUGGUAAUAGAACCAAUAAUAGGAGUGAAGACAAUGGGACUGGACAUAGUGUUUCUAUUGAUGAUGUCAUCAGGAGGAUUACAGAAUAUAUUGAAUGCGACAGUAAAGUCUCUGAUGAUGUGGCUUUGCAAGUGAGGGCACUUCACGAUUGUGAAACAUGGGUAACUACUCAAUUUUCAGCGAAUCAAUUUAGUGCUCUUGGGCAUGGGACAUUCCUUCAAUUUUUGGAGAAACAUUGUCAUCACUUCAUCACUACUUUGAGUAGUUUCUUGAAGGGGGGUAAUUGUGAUUCUUCGUCUCUGGAAGUUUCUGUACUACAGAAGCAAGUUCAAGUUUUACUCUGUCAAGCUGAGAGUAAUUGGAUGGAAGACGGUGACUUUUCAGAGGAUAGUUUAGUUAUGAUUCUUAAAAGGCAAUUUCCGACAAUUAGCUUUGAUGUCGUGCAAGACAAAUCUGGGGAAGGACUUCUUGGCUAUAUUAAGAGGCAGGGAAAAAACAUACAAACAAAUAGUUUUAAAUUCUCCAUCUCAUUGUUGGAGAAACGGUGGUCUGGAACUUUGCCAGGUAGACAUGAAAAUGUUGAUGGGCUAAUGAGUGAUGUUGCUGAACAAUAUUAUUAUGGUGGAACAGUAUGCUCACGAGAGGCAAUUAAUUGUUUACUGAGGGCUCCUAUGUUGUCUGACCUGCAUAUUUGGUCCCAUUGGGAUCUGCUAUUUGCUCCUACACUGGGCUCCUUUCUACAUUGGUUGCUGACUACUGGCCCUAUUCAAGAGCUAUCAUGCAUUGUGACUGCAGAUGGUAGGUUUAUUAGAGUAGAUCCAUCAGCCACAGUUGAUCAAUUCUUGGAAGCCAUUAUUCAACGCUCACCAUUUCAAGUGGCAGUGAAACUGCUUUCACUGCUAUACAUUUAUGACGGUUCUACAAACACCCCAAUGGCAUUGCUAAAAUGUUAUGCACAGCGAGCAAUAAAGCUCAUAUUAGACAACAACCAUGAUUUUAUGAACACUAAUCUUGAGAACCCUCAGGUGUCUUCUGCAAAAAGUAUCAGGUCUGACAGCUUGCCAGACUUUGAUGAUGUAGUUCAUUUGAUUGCAAAAUUUGUACUUGACUGUCUUGGUCAUUUACCUUCGGAGUUCCGUAGUCUUGCAGCAGACAUACUAUUGGCAGGACUUCGGGUUGUUACCAAGAACUGCUAUUCAGUCAUGUUGCAUGAAGCCACUGAAGAUUGGCAGCUUUGCAUGCUUCAUGAUAUUGGCUUGUCACUUGGAAUUGCAGAAUGGGUUGAAGAUUGCCGUAGAUUGUGUUUAACUGAAGAAGUUCAUGAGCAGAAAGAAACACAUUCUUCUGCCAAGCUUACAUCAGCUGCAUCUGAGGAUGAAAGUUCUAACAUGCUUAUUUCUAUUGAUGUUGAUAUGAUGGAUGAGAGAAGAAAAUUGUUACCCGUCACAAAUGAUCAAGUUGGUAUAGACAAUAAAGACAAUAAGGUGUUAAAUCAUGUUGGAACUGAGGCAAAUGUUGCAGAAGUACAUACUAACAUAUCUUCCAUGAUGGAAGAAUCAAAUCAUGAGGAAGCGUCUCUUGUUAUUGAGACUAUACGCCGUGAAGAAUUUGGUCUUGAUCAGGCACUAAGUUACACUGAGAAUAGCUUGUUGAAGAAGCAGCAUGCUCGACUUGGCAGAGCAUUGCAUUGCCUUUCACAAGAACUAUAUUCCCAGGAUUCUCAUCUACUUCUUGAGCUGGUACAGAAUGCUGACGAUAAUGCAUAUCCUGAGGAUGUUGAACCAACAUUAGCGUUCAUUCUCCAGGAGAAUGGUAUUGUUGUUCUAAACAACGAGAGGGGCUUCUCUGCUGAGAACAUUAGAGCACUUUGUGAUAUUGGUAACUCGACAAAGAAAGGAUCAAACCAGGGUUAUAUCGGAAAUAAAGGCAUUGGAUUUAAAUCAGUUUUCCGGGUAACUGAUGCUCCGGAGAUCCAUUCAGGUGGUUUCCAUGUGAAAUUUGAUAUCACUGAUGGCCAGAUUGGUUUUGUGUUGCCAACUGCAGUUCCACCUUUCAAUACCACUUCUUUUAGUAGAAUGUUAUCCAUUGAAGAUGACAAGGAUGCCUGUUCCUUGUGGAACACUUGCAUUUCACUUCCUUUCAGAUCAAAAUUUAGGGAGGGCACUGGUAUGUGCUCCAUUGUGUCUAUGUUUUCAGAUCUACACCCAUCUCUUCUGCUGUUCCUUCACCGACUAAAAUGUAUCAAGUUUAAGAAUUUGCUUGACGGCACACUUCUGAUUAUGAGAAGGGAGGCUCUUGGUGAUGGCAUUGUGAGAAUCUCUCAUGGAAUUGAGACAAUGAGUUGGUUGGUGGUCAGUAAGAGGUUAAAAGGUACCAUUGUGCGCCAUGAUGUGUGCUCCACAGAGAUUGCUGUGGCAUUUACUUUGCAGGAGACUGAGGAAGGAGAUUAUGAACCUUACUUGAAGCAGCAACCUGUGUUUGCUUUUCUUCCUCUAAGGAAUUACGGCCUUAAGUUCAUUCUUCAAGGAGAUUUUGUUCUACCUUCUUCCAGAGAGGAAGUGGAUGCGGACAGUGCAUGGAAUCAGUGGUUGUUGUCUGAAUUCCCCUCUUUGUUUGUCAGUGCCCAAGAAACCUUUUGUGCUCUUCCCUGUUUUCAGAGGUGCCCUGGAAAAGCUGUCACAGCCUUCUUGAGUUUUAUUCCUCUAGCGGGAGAAGUUCAUGGAUUCUUCAGCCACCUCCCUCACUUGAUCCUUUCCAAGUUGCGUCUGACCCGCUGCAUGUUUCUGGAUGGCUCUACUUUGCAAUGGGUCUUUCCAUGCAAUACACUUAGAGGUUGGGAUGAACAAACAAAAAUGCUAUUGUCCAAUGGCUUACUUCAUGAACAUCUUGGUCUUGGUUACCUCUCAAAAGAUAUUGUUAUGUCUGAUAAUUUAUCUAGGGCCCUAGGUAUUCAUGAUUAUGGACCAAAUAUUUUGAUAGAUACCAUCUCAUCUAUUUGUCAAACUGAUGGUUGUAUUGAAUCAUUGGGUCUGGAAUGGCUAUGUGCAUGGUUUGCUACCCUUUAUUUGAUGUUGCUUUCUCAUUCUUCUCGAAAUGUUUCCUUAACAAGAAGCCUCGAAGAUGAUCUGUUGAAUACAGUUAAGAAAAUACCAUGCAUCCCACUUUCAGACGGUUCAUUUAGCUCUGUUGCAGAUGGUCCUAUAUGGUUGCCAUAUGAUAUUGUCAAUUCCAUUCCUGAAUGCAGAAAUAGCAUUCAGAAUUUUCCAGUUCUGUAUAGCAAUCUUCGAACUGUAAGUCCUCAUCUUCUAUCUGCGUCCUGCAAAAAUAAAUACCUCCUUGAAGAAGUCAGAACAAAUGAUCUGGUAGAUAUUCUGCAAAAGAUUGGGGUGCGAAAGUUGUCUGGGCAUGACAUUAUUAAAAAUCACAUCAUGAUUUCCUUGCGUAAUGGUUUAGAUUCUAAUACAGCUGAUAAAAUGGUUAGAGAGUAUGUGAGCUUUAUUAUGGUUCAUCUUCAAUCUUCUUGCACCAGCUGUAACUUUGAAAAAGAAGAGAUAGUGUCAGAACUACGGAAGAGGCCUAUAUUCCUUACAAACCAUGGAUACAAGUGUCCAGCUGAUGAACCAAUUCACUUCAGUAAAGAUUAUGGAAAUUCUGUGAAUGUUGGCAGGCUGCUUCAGAAUGUGGAAAUUAAUUGGAUUGAACUUGAUAGUUGCUAUUUGAUGCAUUAUGGUUCAAAAUCAUCACCUUUUGAACUGGAAAAAUGGAGGCGAUUUUUUGAGGAGAUGGGUGUGACUGAUUUUGUGCAGGUAGUGAAAGUUGAGAAAAAAACAUCUCUAGUUGAUUCUUUUCUAGCGGGAGACCAUUCUCUAGCUGAUGUAUCUGCAAAACCAAGUACCGUGUAUGACUGGGAGUCACCAGAACUAUCUAGUAUUUUAUCAAUAUUUUCUUUGAAAAAAUGCUGGGAAAAUUGUGUAUAUCUUCUGGAGGUUCUUGACAGAUUCUGGGAUGAUCAUUAUAGUGCUAAAGCUAGGAGCCUCACAAAUGCCACACAUUGUGGUGAAAACAGAACAGUUGAAUCGUCAUUUUUGAAGUGUAUCCAAAGCUUCAAAUGGGUAGCAUCAAGCAUGGAUGAGGAUCUCCAUUAUGCAAGAGAUUUAUUCUAUGAUUGUGAUAAUGUCCGCUCUCUUUUUGGCAGUAUGGCGCCGUAUGCCGCACCACAGGUUUCUAGCAGUUCACUUAGGAAGGACAUUGGCUUCAAAACAGAGGUAUCCUACUGUGAUGCGUUGAUGGUCCUGAAGUCUUGGAUGACAUCACAGGCUCCCUUUAGUGCAAGUAUGAGCCAGAUGUGCAAACUCUACACAUUUUUGUCAGAAGGUGUGGCAGACUCGAAGAUUGACAUUAAACGGGACUUCUUGUCAUCCCCCUCUAUAUUUACACCACUACAACGUCCUCGGUCAAGUGAGGUUAUUCCUGGGAAGUUCUUGCCACCAAAAGACCUCUAUUGGCAUGACCCAACAGGAUGUUCUGAAAUAACAGAGGAAUUUGUUGCGACGAAAAGCAGAAGCAUGUUCCCGAGAAGAAUGUUGUCUGCAGCCUAUCCAAGCCUUUGUGAAUUCUUUACUGAAGCAUGUGGUGUACCAAAGGUGCCAACAACAUCCAAUUAUGUUGAGAUGCUUAUACGGCUGUCAACUGCUGCAUUGCCUUCACAAGCAGCCAACCAUGUCUUUCGUGUAUUUGUGAGAUGGGCUAAUGAUCUGCAUUCUGAAAGUGACAAGACUGAUGAUAUAUUGUACUUGAAAGAAUCUCUUCAGAAAUUAGAAACAACAAUAUUACCUACCACUGUUGAUAAAUGGGUCUCUCUGCAUUCUUCCUUUGGCCUUGUUUGCUGGGUAGAUGAUGAUGAGUUGAAGCAUCAGUUUAAAAAUUCUAGUGAUGUGAGCUUCAUACAAUUUGGCGACCUUUCCUUUGAGGAUAGGCAAAUGCUGAAUGGAAGAGUUGCUGCUUUGAUGAAAAGCUUAGGUAUUCAAGCACUCUCUAAGGUUGUGUAUCGAGAAGCAAUAUUUUAUGGUACAGCGGAAAACAGAGAAAAAGUUUCUAUAAUUUGUUGGCUUUUGCCAUAUAUGCAACGGUACAUCUAUAAGAUGCAUAGAGAUACUUAUAUCAGCUUCCAGCAAAAUGAGGUCACAAAGCUCCGCAAUCUGCAAGUAGUUGUUGUUGACAAGUUAUUCCACAAGUAUGUGCUGAAGGGACUUGAGGGUUCUUCUAAGAAAAGAUUCAAAUGCCAUUGCCUUUUGCAGGGAAAUACGCUGUAUGCUACACAAGAUGCUGAUUCACAUUCAGUGUUUUUGGAACUCUCUAGGAUUUUCUUUGAUGGAUCCCCUGAUCUGCAUUUUGCAAAUUUUCUACACAUGAUAAAAACCAUGGCAGAAUCUGGCACGUCUGCUGAGCAACUAGAGUCUUUUAUCAUUAAUAAUCAGAAUGUGCCCGAGUUACCUGAGCACGAAGCGGUCUGGUCCUUCUCUUCAUUGUCUGCAACCAACCAAGGUACAGCCAACCAAGAAGUUGAUCCCCAGGGAGUUAAAUUCCAACCUCCAUGUGAAUUCAAUGCUCCCAAUCAUCAGAAGGCACCAGUAAUGAUGUCAAGUUGGCCUCUUAAUUAUUGGAGAACAGCACCUGCCUUCAAAACACCUCUCAUGAGCCAUCAAGCAUGCACGCAAGAGGCAAUGGUGAAUGAUGCUGGACCUUCAUCAGACUUCAGCAUGCCUGCUCUGUGUGGACACACCGAAGACACUUUACUUUCGGUUGAUCUUGAUGGGGAUUGGAUCAUAGAAGAGAAUUCAAGGACCGAAACUAUAUUACUUGCAGAUGGUACAGCCACAAUCCUCGAUGAGCCUCAGAUGGUGAUGUCUGUUGACCGUUCUAAUGGACCUGCUUAUUCGGAUGCCGAGGCUGGAAGUUCAAGCCCAACAGUUCGUGUUGAGCUAACAAAUUUCAACGACAAACCGGCCAAUCUUGUAGAAGAGAGGAAUAGGCUGACUCCAGAUGCAAGCCAGUUGAAAACAGGGAGACUUGGUGAAGCAGUGGUCCACAAAUAUUUUGCUCAGCAGCUAGGAUGCAACAAUGUGAGGUGGGUGAAUGAAAAAAUUGAAACCGGACUGCCAUAUGAUAUUGUUAUCACACACAGCGAAGGUUUCACGGAGUAUGUGGAGGUUAAGACAACAGUGUCUUCAAGAAAAGAUUGGUUCGACAUCUCAUCAAGGGAAUGGCAGUUUGCGUUGGAGAAAGGUGAUCAAUUUAGCAUUGCUCGUGUUAUUCUGUCAAGUACGAAGAAAGCAAGUAUCGAGAUGUUAAAAAAUCCGGACAAGCUUUAUAAGCAGAAAACAUUACGUCUUGGUCUCCUGAUAUCCAGAUAGCAUUGCGUCUUGGCCAGUUUUCUUGAGGCUGACUUUUCUGCAGAUUGAAAUCUGUUCUGAGUCUUCAGUACAGGGGACUGGGUCGAGCCUCGGUCUACAGUAGGCUCACUCUUCUAUACUCUGAGGAAUCUUCUCCAUAGAAGUCUUGACCAUGUCAUCUGCUUUUGUAACCCGAUCUGAAAUUUGGGUGCACAAUGUGUCAGAUUUUGUUCUUUUUUUCCCCAUUGUUUCAAAGGUGGAUAGUGUAACUAGACGUGAAAUUGUACAGAAAUUGAGGUAGUCUGAUUCUACCAUGUACAGAAAUUGGAUAGUGCAGCUAGUGAUACUAGAAGGAUUCACAAUUCCGAA
Molecule: messenger RNA, 8709 nt
Organism: Panicum virgatum (switchgrass)
Lineage: Eukaryota; Viridiplantae; Streptophyta; Magnoliopsida; Poales; Poaceae
Product: protein NO VEIN-like
Exons: 13
Coding region: 166-8361 (2731 amino acids)
Biological process (GO): root development; embryo development ending in seed dormancy; leaf vascular tissue pattern formation
Cellular component (GO): nucleus
Source: RefSeq, a predicted model, not a curated record